Messenger RNA from Pungitius pungitius (ninespine stickleback), 3095 nucleotides. RefSeq names its product SRY-box transcription factor 4a (gene sox4a). The transcript has a single exon. Gene Ontology annotation, molecular function: RNA polymerase II cis-regulatory region sequence-specific DNA binding; DNA-binding transcription activator activity, RNA polymerase II-specific. Bases 886 to 1986 code for a protein of 366 amino acids. Lineage: Eukaryota; Metazoa; Chordata; Actinopteri; Perciformes; Gasterosteidae. Gene Ontology annotation, biological process: positive regulation of transcription by RNA polymerase II; anatomical structure morphogenesis; cell differentiation. The record is from RefSeq and is a predicted model, not a curated record.
CACACACACACACACACACACACACACACCCUAAAUGCAGUCGAUACUCAUCCGCAUGCAAGUAAUGAAGUUCCAGGUAUAACCUUGACAGCUUCUCCGUGCAGCAGGAAAGGACAAUGUGCCCCUUUAAAAGACACGCGCACACACACACGCACGCGCGCACACGUAUAACGAGUUCGUCUUUCCUCCAGUGAAGUCUGACAGGAAUGAGGUCAGACACAACGAUCCUCAUUGCACAUUAUUAUUAUUAUUACCGUUUUUUUUUUUUAUUCGGCCAAUGGGAGGCCGGGGGGGGAGGGGCCCGGAUGACGAAGUUGGUCCAGAGACGGACGCCGAUUGGCUCCUACGUCUCGCGCAAACCGUAUAAAGAGGCGAAGUUCUCGUUGUUGUGUUUACAGUAAUAUUACGCAGCGCUCAGGAAACAGGGAGACUAUGAGCACGCGCAGCCGCUCCAUUCCACCACAUGGUUCCUCAACCGCACCGACAAGCUGCGCCGCACACCGCCGGGUUCGCAUAAGGGACUUGAACCGCUGUGGCCCCCGGCGCCGCGUUCUGAGGCUCGCAGGGCGCGUUUUCAGCCGCACGGGCGGUUGAAACUUGCUGUUUAGUAGUUUCGGGAUAUAUGGUUUCUUUUUUUUGUUGUUGUCGUCGUUGUUGUGUUUCCGCGAAGCGCACUGGUACGAGUUGAAGAAGAAAAAAAAGAAAAAAGAAGAAGCAGCAGGCGCGUGAAGAGCGAGCUGAGCUGAAAGGAAGAGACUUGGAAGAACUUUUCAGACCGUUCUGGUUUUAAUGCGCCCUUUAUAAGACCAGCGGGGAGUUACUCUUUUUUGUUUGUUGGUGAAAAGCCUUUGAGAACUGACGCCGAAUCUGUGUUCGGAGGACAGGAUGGUGCAGCACAUGAGCCAGACAGAGAGCGCCCACGCGCAUUCUCCCGGCGGGGACUCCACGGACACGGGAGAAAUGGACCUGGAGAUGGACGUGUCUCCGACCGCCGAGUCCCUCUCCUCCGGGGCGCGGAGAGACGCGGCGUGGUGUAAAACUCCGACGGGGCACAUCAAGCGACCCAUGAACGCGUUCAUGGUCUGGUCGCAGAUCGAGAGGAGGAAGAUUAUGGAGCAGGCGCCGGACAUGCACAACGCGGAGAUCUCCAAGCGGCUGGGGAAACGCUGGAAGCUGCUGAAAGACACGGACAAGAUCCCGUUCAUCCGCGAGGCGGAGCGGCUGCGGCUCAAACACAUGGCCGACUACCCCGACUACAAGUACCGACCCAGGAAGAAGGUCAAGUCGGGAAGCGGGGCGAGCAAGCCGGCGGAGCGGGAGCGCAGCGCCAAACCCGGCGUGAAAAGAAGCCCCGCGGCCAAAGGCGUGAGCCGGACGCACAAACAGGGGGGCACGAAGAGCGCCGCGGGGCAGGACUACGCGUCUCCCGCUGACCACCAGGCGCUCUUCAAAUCCAGGUCAGUGUCUGGGGCCAGACAGAUCCCGGAGAAGCGCGCCGGAGAGGCGAGGCGCGGCCACAUGUUCGGCGGGGCUGGCAGCCUGGACAGCGGGCCUCCCUCCGUGGGGGUCCCGGCCAGUCCCACCCUGAGCAGCUCGGCGGACGCCAGCGACCACCCCAGCCUGUACGACGAGCCGAGCCCCGCGGCCAGCGAGUCCUCGCACACUGCGCGCCUCAGGUACGCGCGCGCCUCCUCCCCAACACCCUCCGCCUCGCACUCUUCCUCGUCGGUGUCGUCCUCGUCAUCGGAUGAAGAGUUUGAAGACGAGCGAGUCGAGCUGAACCCGAGCCCCGGGUUUGAGAGCAUGUCGCUCGGCGGCAUGGGCUUCUCCGACCCGGAGCUGGACCGGGACUUGGACUGGAGCUUCGGGGAGUGCGGGGCGGGAUCUCACUUCGACUUCCCCGACUACUGCACCCCGGAGGUCAGCGAGAUGAUCUCAGGAGACUGGCUGGAGUCCACCAUCUCCAACCUGGUGUUCACCUACUGAAGAAGACCACGGUGGCGAGAAGGCACAACGCCCCCACCCCCCCGCCUCCACGUUUUGAACUGUUCAAAUACCCAAGACAGGCGCGUGCGUCCAGACCAGAAUAUUUCCGCCAUUCUUUCACUAGAUGAGAGUGAAAACGGGAAAGAGAAGGUGGCCUGUGUGCGCGUUGAAGCCCAGGUACGCGCCGCACACGGACUUAUAGACAGCGCCGCGUGCGCUUGACGGGAGCGCGCAGAGGUGGAAAAUGCUGAGUUUGCAUUUGGACACGGAGGAGGAGUGAAUGUAAGCAGAGAAACGCACGGACUUCAGCUCAAGAGCUCGAACCAACCCGCAGAGGACUGAGACACAACUUUUGAAUCUCAGUGUCUAUUUGGGCCGGGACAAGGGACAUUUACUGGACCGCUCGUUAUGUUGGGCUUUGUCCAAGAAACCGCCAAUUCACCUUGACCAUCAAGUUGCUAUUCAGGUGUAGUUUUUUUUUUUUUCCAAACUCAAAAUAGUUUCAAUAUGAACACGCAUGCCCUCUGCGAACAGGAGGAUUCUGUUGUCGUUUUUUAAUGCGUAAAAAAAAUGUUCAUUGCUGCGUAAUUACGCAAUUCGUGUGACCAUAGGACACAAUUCACUAUCACCAGCUUCUCUUUCAACGGCAGGACUUGUAAACUAAGACUGACUCCAAACUUCAGAAGCCCUCUUCUGAACCCUUUUUAAACACUCAGUGCACAAUUCAGGACCAACGUUCCCCAACGUGCAUCCUUUCUGCCUAGUGCUUCAAACUUUGUAGUUCCUCUGUGUCAGAUGACGUUUUUUUUAUAUCGAUGUAUUUAUACCGGCCAAACUUUUUUACACAUAGAAGUAUUGUUAUCGUACAGGUCUCGUUUGUGUUUGUGCACAUACACCUGUCUGUAUCCAGCGCGGAAGGGCUAGAAGUGUAUCUUAUUUAAAAUGUCCGACGUUCUCUCACUUUUAAGGAGACUUGAGUGUGUCAUGAUUUUCUACUUGUAUUUUUGUAUAAAAUCUAUAGAAAGGGGUUUUUCCAGCGAGUGGGGUAGCCUACAACAUUGUUGUUUUGGAUCUACAUUGGUGUUUAGACGUGCAGAGGGGGGAGGGGA